AUGAUCAACCCAAAUAAUUUUGAAGCCUAAGGAUUAUUAGGUAUUACAAUUUAAUUACUAAUAGCUUAAUCUUUAUUUAAAUAAGGGAAAUUUAUGGAAUCAUAUAUAAUCUUAGAUUAAAUGAUAAAUUAAUUUAAUGAUAUAGAUGAGUUUGAUAUGAUGAUGAAAUAAAAACGAUUAACAUCAUUUCUUAAUUUUUUUUAAGAUAAUAAACAUUAAGAUGAACAUCUGAUUGAAGAUGCAAAAGAAAUUCUAGAGAGAGAUCCUUAAAGUUUUAUGGCAAAUUUUAUAUUAUCAGAUUACAAAUUGUGGAUAGAUAAUGUAGAAAUGCUUUAUAAAAAAUAUCCUAAUAAUAAAUGCUUUUAAUGGUCAUAUUGUAAUUAUUUUAAAUAAUUGAUAGUUUAUUUCCUAUUAUAAUAGGAGAAUUAUAAAGGAAUAAUUAAGUUAAAUACAUAAUCUAUUUUCCCAUUAUUUAUUAUAGCUCCCUACCUUUAAGAUGAAAUACGAGAUAAUAUGGAUGAUAAAAAUACUAUUGAAUAUCUUGAUAAAUUAAAUCCCAAUGAACCACAAAAUAGAUUAUUUGAAAUAAUAAAAAGUAAUUAAUCUAAUUAAUGAAAUAGGCAUAAUUCUAAUUGAAACAGGUAAUUAACAAGAGUCCUUUGAGCAGCUAUAAAAAAUAUUAUCUUUUGAUGAAGUGAUAAGAGAAUAUGUCCUUACAGUUUUAUUUUAUAAGAUGGAGAUUUUUAAAAUCUUUAUUAAUAGAUUUUUAGAGACAAAAACUAAACGUUAAAUAGAAUAAAUGAUUAAAUAAAAGCUCGAUAUUGAUCCAGAGAAUUUAGCAGUGUGGUUUCUUAAUAGUAAUUAUUUUUUUAAUUGUAGCCUAUGUAAAAUUGUAUGAAUGAAGGGGGG
Paramecium sonneborni is the source of this 909-nucleotide messenger RNA. Lineage: Eukaryota; Ciliophora; Oligohymenophorea; Peniculida; Parameciidae. The record is from the annotation of a GenBank genome assembly.